Messenger RNA from Scedosporium apiospermum, 720 nucleotides. RefSeq names its product putative dolichyldiphosphatase. Gene Ontology annotation, molecular function: dolichyldiphosphatase activity. The transcript is spliced from 2 exons. The record is from RefSeq and is a predicted model, not a curated record. Bases 1 to 720 code for a protein of 239 amino acids. NCBI's taxonomy places the organism in Eukaryota, Fungi, Ascomycota, Sordariomycetes, Microascales, Microascaceae. Gene Ontology annotation, cellular component: endoplasmic reticulum membrane; intracellular membrane-bounded organelle. Gene Ontology annotation, biological process: lipid biosynthetic process; protein N-linked glycosylation.
AUGUCCGAAGACACAAGCCCCCUCGCCUCCCUCUCCCUCACCCACGUCUACUAUGACCCAACAGACCCCCUCUCCCACCUCUGCGCCUGGCUCGCUCUCCUCCCCCAAGCCCUCUGCAUAGUCUACGUCACCCUCUCCCUCUCCACCCGCGAAGCCGAAGUCCUCCUCACCUUCGCCGGCCAACUCGCCUGCGAAGCCGCCAACUUUCUCCUCAAGCGCCUCAUCAAAGAAGCCCGCCCCGCCCGCAUCCCCGGAAAAGGUUAUGGCAUGCCCUCCUCCCACGCGCAGUUCGUCGCCUUUUGGUCCGUCUCCGUCGCGCUUUUCCUCCUCGUGCGAUACCAGCCCGUGCCUAGUCCCUCUAGCGCUUCGCAUCGCAGGGGUGUUUGGCCUUUCGUCCCGCGCUUGGUCGUCUCUGUCGUGGCGCUCGUUACGGCGAUCGCCGUUGCCGCGAGUCGGGUUUAUUUGAGCUAUCAUACCCCGAAGCAAGUAUGUGUGGGUUUCGCUGCCGGCGUGGUUUGCGCGGCGGGUUGGUUUGCCAUCACGGCUGCGCUGAGGGCUUGGGGCAUUUUGGACAUGCUUUUGAAGUUGGAGGUUGCGAGGGUGUUUCUUUUGAGGGAUUUGGUCGUCGAGGAGGAUCCUUGUUGGGCGGGGUGGGAGAGGUGGGAGGGUUUGGUGAGGGGGAGGGAGAAGGCGCGUGGGAAGGGAAAGAAGAGGAAUUGA